Molecule: messenger RNA, 1863 nt
Organism: Miscanthus lutarioriparius
Lineage: Eukaryota; Viridiplantae; Streptophyta; Magnoliopsida; Poales; Poaceae
Source: the annotation of a GenBank genome assembly
AUGGCCAAGAUCCUGGAAGAAGAGGAGGAGGAAGAUGACGACUUCUUCAGCUCAAGCGGCUGCGGGUGCUUCCUCUGCGCCAUCAAAGAGCCGGACGCCCGGCUCCGCCUGGCCAACCUCUCUGCCUUCUUCAGGGAGCUACCAUACUGCGAGGAUGAAGGCGGCACCGGCGGCGGCAGUGGCCAGUCGUGUGCCGUGGCGGUUGGUGCCGUGUGGCGGGCGGCCAUGUCCGCGCCCGAUGACCCCGAGCUCCCCUCGCUCGGCGCGAUCCGGUGCAUGUCCCUUCUCCUAGCCCGCGCGCUCGCCGACGCGGCGUGGCUCCGUCGCGGCGACAACGUGUACGUGCCGUACUACGCGGCCCACGUCAUCGGCUCGUACACCAUCCGCUCCUCCGCGCACGCCGAGCUGACCGUCGCGGCCGGGGCCGUGCGCCCCCUGCUGGCCCUACUCGGCGGCGCCAUGACGUGGGUCGAGCAGCGCGCGGCCGCGCGAGCCCUGGGCCACCUCGCCAGCUACGAGCCAACGUUCCCGGCCGUCGAGCGCCACGCCACCGAGGCGGUGCAGCUCGCCGUGCGUUCCGCGUCCACAUGCAUCGGCGACGUCUACGCCAACUUCGUCACGCUGGCACCGAGCAGGCGGCCGAAGUACCAGCGCGACCUCAUGACGUUCGGGCUCGGCGGCGGAGCCGACGCCGAGGACAGGAAGGCGGAGGAGUGGGCGAGCCAGCUCCAGUGCUGGUCGCUCUACCUACUGAGCUGCCUCGCUUCCAGGGACCUGUCAUCUCAUGCCAUGAUAUGCCAGGACGCCUUGUUCUUGAGCGAGCUGUCCCGGAUGUGGGGCGGACUGGCGAACGGCGACUCGCCCGCCGGCGUCGGGUUGCUGCGUCUCCUCUGUAGGAGCCCAGUCGGCCGCGCCGCCAUCGCUGCGUGCCGCGAUGCGCUGUCCAGUCUUUGUGACCUCGCGCGCUCGUCCGAUGACUGGCAGUACAUGGCCGUAGAUUGUUUGCUCCUCCUCCUCGACGACCGCGCCACAUGGCACGCCGUUGCUGAUGCCACGGCGUUGUGCCUCUCUGACUUGGUCGAUCUCCGGCACCUCGGUCCAAGGCGACGACUCGGCGACGCCAUUGCAACUGCACUGCUCCUUGAUGACGGCCAUGUCGUCGGUGACCGUGAACUAGGCGGGGAAGCAAAAAGGGCGAUCGCCAGCGUGAGAGAACUGAAGGGAGAGAGGAAGGAGAGAGAGGAAGCAAUGCCUAGGGAUGAGUUGCUGAAGAGAGAGAUCUUAGCGAAGGAGAAGAAGAGGCAAGGCAACGACAGCUUCAUGCAUGGCGACGUCGACAAGGCCAUUGAUCAUUACACCGAAGCUUUGGAGCUGUGCCCCCUGAGCAGGAGGAGGGAGCGUCUGGUGCUGCACAGCAACCGCGCGCAGUGCGGGCUCGCGCGGCGCGAGGCCGACGCGGCGGCGUACGAUAUGAAGGGCAUGGCCAGGGAGAGCCUCCUUGACUGUCUGGCCUUCGCCGGAGCAUGGCUCGACGGCCGGAAGCACCCUCGGAGGGCGGCCCGCGGUGCGACCCCGAAGCUGCCGUACUGCGUCGUUCGGAUGAUCAGCAAGCAGAUGAGCGUGACGGGUCUGUUCGCCGGCGUGACGAUGAAGGACAACAAGGUGGAGAGUGAUGAUUUCAUGCCACGGUGCAGCGAAAACAACGACGGGGACGAUGAGGACGACGAAGAUAAUGACCCGGAUGAUGACGAUGAAAGCGAGGUGGAAUUUGCUGAUAAAGCUGGUUUGAAGAUGUGCACGUCAGGAAGAGAGUUGCCAAUCAUCACAGGAGAUGCUUGGACGAGGUUGUCCCGGAGGACAUAA